AUGGAGAUUAAUCCAUCCAGCACAGAAAAUUUGGAGCCAACAAUGUCGAGUGAUGAUCUUCAAGUUCUAGGCCAUGCUAAAUCUUACAGAUGCACUUUCUGUAAACGAGGUUUUUCUAAUGCACAAGCACUAGGAGGGCAUAUGAACAUUCAUAGAAGAGACAGAGCCAAGCUUAAAGAGUUUUCCAGCCAAGACUUUCUUUCUUUGGACAUCAAGAGAAUAGAUUCUGCUGAUAGUCCUCCGGCUUCUGCCAAUGAGAACACGCCGAAAACAGCCAGUAUUUCGUCUGGAGAAGUUGAUUCAGCAGUCGAGCCUUUUGAAAAUUCUCAAACUGUGCAAGGUUUAGCUUUGUUUACUGAGGCACCAUUGGUUAGAAAUGAUGAAGGAGAAAACAGUCAUUUUGAUGAGCAUAUGGAGAGCAGCCGGGUGCUUAGCCAUGGUUCUACGCAGGCUGAAGUAGACCUUGAACUUCGGUUAGGGCCUGAACCUGAUCAUGAUGCAUCCUCAAAGCAAUAG
Molecule: messenger RNA, 516 nt
Organism: Fraxinus pennsylvanica
Lineage: Eukaryota; Viridiplantae; Streptophyta; Magnoliopsida; Lamiales; Oleaceae
Source: the annotation of a GenBank genome assembly